AAUUAUCAAAAAUAUACUUAUAAGCGCUCUUCUCUCUCUUUUUGUCGAUUACCUUUAAAUUCGCCGGCGAUGAAUCUCGCCGGAAAAAUGAUUAGUAUUAUGGUCGUCAUUAGUAAUGCUGUCUCUGACCACCACCGUCACGUUUUCCGUGAAAUUUGUCGUUGAUUCCUUUUUGUUUCUAGGUUUAUUUCUCUAGUAGUAUUAUUCUUUACUUUUGUUUUGUGAAAAAGAUCCGCUGAUUGAAGAAAGACUGUCUAAGGUUUUCUUCUUAUAUUAGCUGAGAGGUUUUGUUAGAUUCUUCUUUUUCUUCUUCUUAUUAAAUUUUGAGAGAUCUGAGGUUUGAACGAGAAAUUGACUUUGAACAAAACGAUGACGUUUACGAUGAAGAUCCAGCCGAUUGAUUUCGACUCACCUCAAUCCGAGGCCACAACAACCAAACCGGUGCUCAAAUCUCGCCUCAAACGCUUAUUUGACCGGCCGUUCAGGACCACCACCGCCUCCGAGAAACCAUUCCCCGGUGGCGAGACGACGGAGUUCGAGCCGAGCUCCGUUUGUUUAACGAAAAUGGUUCAGAACUUCAUUGAAGAGAACAACGAGAAGCAAGCCAAAUGUGGACGUAACCGCUGUAACUGCUUCAACGGCAACAACAACGAUAACUCAUCCGACGAUGAAUCAGAUCUCUUCGUCUCUGAUCAUCUCAAGAGCUUGAUCACGUGCGUGACCGUCGCGGAGAGUAACCUCUUAACCGAGGCAACGAAGAUCGUAGAUAAGAUCAACAAAUCAGUCAAACGAAAAGACGAGAUGAGAAAAAUCGUCAACGAAGGACUCUUAUCUCUUAACUACGACUCUUCAAUCUGCAAAUCGAGAUGGGAGAAGUCUCCUUCGUUCCCAGCCGGCGAAUACGAGUACAUAGACGUAAUCGUCGGAGGAGGAGGGGAGCGAGUGUUGAUCGACGUUGAUUUCAGAUCGGAGUUCGACAUCGCGAGACAGACGAGCGGUUACAAGGCGCUGCUUCAGUCUCUACCGUUCAUCUUCGUCGGGAAAUCCGAUCGGUUGAGUCAGAUCGUUGCGGUGGUAUCGGAGGCGGCGAAGCAGAGCUUGAAGAAGAGCGGGAUGCAUUUGCCUCCGUGGAGGAAGGCUGAGUACAUGAGAUCUAAGUGGUUGUCGUCUUAUACCAGAGCCUUCGGAAACGCUGAGGAGCUGCCUGUUGUGGCGGCCGCGGCGGAGGUGGAGGUGGAUUGUGUAGAGCGUGAGCUGGUUUUUGAGGAGAAAUCUUUGUCUCCGGGAGUUAUUCCUUUGCCGUCUGGUGAUGAUGUGGCGGUGGAGAGAGAAGUGAAAGUCGUCACCGGUUUAGCUUUACUCUUCAACCGAAAGUCCUCAUAAACAAAUUUUGGAGUUUUUUCUUUUUUAAUUUUCCUUUUACUAAUUUUCUUUAGAGGCAAAAUUCUACUUUUUUACCGUUCUAUUUCUGUAGUUGUUUUUGGCCUCUUUUGUUUUUUUUGUUUUUCUUCGCAAGGGGUUUUACCACUUUGUACUUAUUACCGUCGACGGUGAAAAAAUAAAUAAAAAUAUUGUACUUACGAAACUCAAAAACACCUGAGAAACUGUGCAGUGUUGUGGAUGUGGAUAAUAUCUUAAUUUAA
Messenger RNA from Eruca vesicaria subsp. sativa (arugula), 1643 nucleotides. The record is from the annotation of a GenBank genome assembly. Lineage: Eukaryota; Viridiplantae; Streptophyta; Magnoliopsida; Brassicales; Brassicaceae.